Molecule: messenger RNA, 1953 nt
Organism: Closterium sp. Naga37s-1
Lineage: Eukaryota; Viridiplantae; Streptophyta; Zygnematophyceae; Desmidiales; Closteriaceae
Source: the annotation of a GenBank genome assembly
AUGGGUGACAUCAUGAAGUCUUCAGCCUUCGCGCUGACUGAAGCGAAGUACGCCGCUGGAGACAGAGUCAAGCACGUCGUUUUUGAGAACGUGGAUCAGGCCAUUAUUAAGGUUCGCGCGAAGCAGGACAAUGUCGCUGGCGUGAAGCUGCCUAAAUUUGAACAUUUCGCCGAGGCAGGCGACAGCAAGAACGAUCUGACUGGUUUGGGUCGAGGAGGACAGCAGAUCCAGCUCGCGAGGUCAGCGUUCGUCCGUGCUAUUGAGUUGCUGGUUGAACUGGCAUCUCUACAGACAUCCUUCUUGACGCUGGACGAGGCCAUUAAGACGACCAACCGCCGUGUCAAUGCGCUUGAGAAUGUGGUGGUGCCUCGCCUGGAGAAUACGAUUUCGUACAUCAAGGGAGAGCUUGAUGAGUUGGAGCGUGAGGAUUUUUUCCGCCUGAAAAAGGUGCAGGCUUACAAGAAGAGAGAGGCUGACAAGUUGAAGAAGUUGAAGGAGGAGAGAGAAGCUGAAGAGGCCAAGGCCCCCAAGGCGAUUGCUGACAAGUCCUGCACCGGCACGAUGGCGACGGCCUCGUUGGCGACAGCCUUCACCUCGCCUAUCGCCUAUUUCGCCACUUUCGCCACAACCCCCGCGUCCGCAUCCCUUCGCCCGUCCACGCAGCAGAAAUUCCGUUCCAGUUUUAGCUCGCCUCCCCUUACAUCUAUCCUGCGACGACACGUGGACCUGCGCCACGAAGACCACGCCAGCGCAGCACACGUCAGCAGACCGUCCGGCGGCGCAGCCCUCCCGCUCUCAUCACUUCUUCUCUUCACUUCCUCUUUCCCUGCUUCCAUCCCGUCUUGCAGUGUGCACGGAGUGACGGAUGAGUCGGACCUCCCCUGGUUGGAAGAUCAGCUGCUACAGCUGUCAGGGGUCACGUCCGUCCAAACCCUGCCGCCCACCCUGCGCGCGGGCGGGCUGAGGGGCGGGCGGGUGGGGGUGGUGGUGGAGGCGGAGAGGGGAGUGGCAGUGAGGGACCUUGUGGCUGCAGUGCAUGGGGUGGAAAAUCGGCUAUUGGCACUCCCGUUUAGAUCACACUCGUGGAUGUGGAGGGGUCAUCGCAUUCACUAUGCCGUGGCAGGGUGUGGCAAACCCGUCAUCCUUGUGCAUGGCUUUGGAGGCAGUGCAGGGCACUUCCGCAACCUUAUAGCACAUCUCGCAGACCACCAUAAGGUGUACGCCGUUGACCUGCUAGGGUUUGGGGACUCUGACAAGCCGGGCGGCAUCGAAUACGGACCCGAGCUCUGGGCUGACAUCAUUAACGAUUUUAUGCUCGAGUUCACGGACGAGCCUGCGGUGCUCAUAGGCAACUCCAUCGGCUCUCUCACCUCCCUCACUGCUGCCGCCUCUGCUGCUGCGCCUCUCUCCCUCUCGGAUGGGGAGGGACAGAGCGAUGGCGAGGGGGAGGGAAGCAUCAUGCGGCGAGCAGAGAAGGGGAAGAUCAGGGGUCUGGUGCUGCUGAACGUGGCGGGAGCAAUGAACAGGAAGGGGCUGAUGCGGGACGAUGCAGUGCUGACAGCACUGUCGCCUAUGUUUGUGGCCAUCGAAUACCUGCUGCAGAAACCUAAGAUAGCUUCGUUCCUGUUUGAAAGGUUUCGCAACAAGGCCAAUGUGCGCAAGAUACUCAGUCAACAGGUGUACCGAGACGGCUCACAAGUCUGCGAUCGGCUGGUUGACAUUCUCUAUGAGCCAUCCACACACGACGGGGCUCUAGACGUCUUUGUCAAGGUCUUCACAGGCGAUCCAGGCCGGCACCCAGAGGAGUUAGUGGAGAUGGUGGAUGUGCCCAUGCUCGUGCUGUGGGGGGACAAGGACCCCUGGACGCCUAUUGAUGGCAAGGACCCCUGGACGCCUAUUGAUGGCAAGGACCCCUGGACGCCCAUCGAUGGCAAGGUGUGUUGCGCAGGGUAG